AUGGCUCAGGUCCAGGACGGAACUGCUCAGCUAACGGAGGCAGCGAAGUCGUACGAAUCUCUACACAUCUACGACACGAUUGCCGAACCCACAGACCUACAGACAUUCCUGAUGGAAGAUAUUUAUCUCCUCGGAGGCCAGUUCGCUAUCCUAUGUCAGUUUGCCCAUCCUGCUCUGGCCAAAGGUAGCUACGACCAUUCCAGCUUCGCCACUCGCAUCCCCAACCGUCUCCGGAAUACCGCCCGUUUCAUCAAUGCGGCCGUCUUUGGCACUCGGCAGGAGAAGGCCGCUAUCUUCUCCGUCAUCCAUCGCUAUCAUGCCCGAGUCAAGGCGGAAGACUACGAUGCAAAUGACCCGGAGCUGCACAAGUGGACCGCUGCUACCCUGUUCGUCGCCAUCGUAGUCGUCCACGAGACCUUCUUUGGGAAGCUAUCCAGAAACAAGCUGGAAGCACUUUACCAACAAUCUGCGGUAUUUGGCACUUCCCUGCGGAUGCCUUCCGAGAUGUGGCCAGCCACUCUUGACAAAUUCUGGGAGUACUGGGACCACAAUAUCGAGACACUGGAGGUCACCGUUAUGGCACGGAAGCUGAGUCGCGAUCUGCUCUAUCCGGUCCACCUCCCUCUGUGGAUGAGAGCCAUGGCCCCAUUGUCGCGCCUUUUGACUAUCCAUUUUCUCCCGGAAAGACUGGCCAAGGAGUACGAUCUGCAACCGACCGUACUAAGCCGGAUCCAGUUUCAGACCACUGUUCGUGUCAUGCGCAUUGCAUACCCCAGCAUACCGCAACACCUGCGACAAACACUACAUAGGCAAUACAUGGAAGAUCUCGCGAAGGCAGUGGACAGAAUCAAGCAGACUGGACACUGGGCGGGAGUAUAG
This is a messenger RNA of Aspergillus pseudoviridinutans, 879 nucleotides long. Its product is annotated as oxygenase MpaB family protein. The record is from RefSeq and is a predicted model, not a curated record. Lineage: Eukaryota; Fungi; Ascomycota; Eurotiomycetes; Eurotiales; Aspergillaceae. The coding region runs from base 1 to 879 and encodes 292 amino acids. The transcript has a single exon. Gene Ontology annotation, molecular function: oxidoreductase activity.